Molecule: messenger RNA, 1174 nt
Organism: Micromonas commoda
Lineage: Eukaryota; Viridiplantae; Chlorophyta; Mamiellophyceae; Mamiellales; Mamiellaceae
Exons: 1
Coding region: 30-1115 (361 amino acids)
Biological process (GO): cellular response to oxidative stress; response to reactive oxygen species; hydrogen peroxide catabolic process
Molecular function (GO): heme binding; peroxidase activity
Source: RefSeq, a predicted model, not a curated record
CCCUUCCGACCGCAAGUACCCGCCCGAACAUGUUCUCCACCGUCGCGGCCAAGCCCACGACUUUCGCGUCCUCCGCCAGGCGCUCCGCGGUCUCCAAGCGCCGCGCCAAGCUCGCCGCGUGCCCCCGCGCAUCCGCCGAGGAGAUCCCGGCGGAAUCGGUUGUUACCCGAUCCGAUCAGGUCUCGUUGACGCGCCGCGACGCGCUUCUCGCCGCGCUCGCGGUGCCGCUCGUCAUGCGCGAUGCCCCCGCCUUCGCCGAGACAAAGAAGCGCGCGGGCGCCGCGGGCGCCGCCCCCAAGACCCCCGAGGAAUCCUUCGCGUCCCUCCGGUCCGACGUCGAGGCGCUCAUGAAAAAGGAUGGCGAUUUCGGCCCCACGAUGGUGAGACUCGCGUGGCACUCCUCGGGGACGUACGACAAGAUGUCCAAGACCGGCGGCAGCGGCGGCGGCACCAUCCGCUUCAAGGAGGAGCUCGCGCACGGCGGCAACGCGGGCCUCGACAAGGCGGUCGCGCGCCUCGAGCCCGUCAAGAGAAAGCAUCCUGAAAUCUCCUACGCCGAUCUCUUCGCGUACGUCGGCGUCGUCGCCAUCGAGACGAUGGGCGGUCCCAAGCUCAAGUUCUCCUACGGACGCGUGGACGAGAUGGACCCGGCCGCGGUCACCCCCGACGGAAGGCUCCCAAACGCCGACGUCGGCGACGGACCGGGCCCAAAAGAGCGCGACCACCUCCGCGCCAUCUUCAACCGCAUGGGAUUCAACGACCAGGAGAUUGUCGCGCUCUCGGGCGCGCACGCGCUCGGUCGAUGCCACGCCGACGCCUCCGGGUACGUCGGCCCGUGGUCCGGAACCCCGCUGCUCUUCAACAACAGCUACUUCGUCCUGCUCAAGGGUUUGAAGUGGGCGCCCAACGACGAGGCGGCCAAGUUCCAGUACAAGGAUCCCAGCGGCCAGCUCAUGAUGCUGCCGAGCGACAUCGCGCUCAUCGAGGAUGCCAAGUUUAAGAAGUACGUGGACGUGUACGCCAAGGACCAGAAGAAGUUCUUCGCGGACUUUGCGGCAGCGUUCGAGAAGCUGGAGAGCCUCGGAACCAGCGGACUCACCCCGCUCAGCGCGUGAGGGGAGGCGUACGUAGCCCCAAGCCCCUGUAGGCCCGUCGAUGUAUGAUGAAAGUUUCC